Messenger RNA from Xyrauchen texanus (razorback sucker), 1199 nucleotides. RefSeq names its product transmembrane protein 237B-like. Bases 78 to 1136 code for a protein of 352 amino acids. The record is from RefSeq and is a predicted model, not a curated record. NCBI's taxonomy places the organism in Eukaryota, Metazoa, Chordata, Actinopteri, Cypriniformes, Catostomidae. The transcript is spliced from 10 exons. Gene Ontology annotation, biological process: cilium assembly. Gene Ontology annotation, cellular component: ciliary transition zone.
AGAUACCUGCCCCAAAAAGUAGGAAAAAGAAAGCCAAGAGAGAUGUGGAGAGUGUGGAGGAACCUGAUGAUGCUGGAAUGGAAAUGGGAGGACUGGCCAGUCGCAGAGAGUCCGCAAUUCCUGAACCUUUGACCCCGGAGCCGCUAGACAAUCCACCACAGAGGAGGAAAAAGAAAAAGAAAGCACAGGCCAUCGAUGUGGAGGGAGAUCAGACUGACCUGGUUUCAAAUGGAGAUAUAAUGGAUCAGAACACUGAUGAAGAGGUCACACGGAAACCAAAAAAGAGGAAAGUGAAGCCUAAAGUGACAGAUACACAGUUCAACAAUGAACUGGAUGUGGAGGAUGAUGACAUCAUCACAGACCCCCAGGCGCCGGUGCCUCCACAUUCCUUGUUCUCUGCUCCCCAAGGGCAGAGCCAGCCUGUGGGGAAGGUGUUCGUAGAGAAGAGCCGUCGUAUUCAAGCAGCUGAGCGAGUGGACCAAUGGAAGGCCAGCAGCCAGAUGGAGCAGAGCUUUAUAGACAUUCAUUCAAUGUGGACCACUAGAGAUGUUUCUAUGAGAGUACACAGCGGCUUCAGGGUUAUCGGCCUGUUUUCUCAUGGCUUCCUGGCUGGUUAUGCUGUGUGGAACAUCAUCGUGGUCUACGCAUUGGCUGGUGAACAGAUGAGAACGCUUUCAAACCUACUUCAGCAAUAUCAUACACUGGCCUACCCCGCACAGUCCCUGCUCUACCUGCUCCUGGCCCUCAGCACUGUCUCUGCCUUUGACAGGUUGAAUCUGGCCAAAGCUCCUGCGGCCAUGCGGAGUUUACUAACCCUGAAUCCGGUGGCACUUGCUUCCCUCUUGUAUUUCUCUGCCCUCGUUUUAUCGUUAAGCCAGCAGAUGACUAGCGAUCGCAUCAAUCUCUAUAAUCAACCCUCAAGCUCAAAUCUGACACUGUGGCAGCUGGACUCAGAGCGGACCAUCCUGUACCCCUGGAUCAUAGUGAACCUUGUGGUCUCUUUGCUGGUCGGGCUGGCUUGGGUUCUGGUGUCAACAUGCCCAGAUAUUGACCACACAGAAGAGUUUUUAAUGUCAAUGGAAGUGGACUGUCCAAAAGUUGAGAAGGAAGGAAACAUCACCGCUCAAGACAUCUGAAUGCAUUUUUAUUUAUUUUUUUACUCCAUUUUGAUAGUUGUUGUAGACUUGUCAUUGUACAUA